AUGGCCGAAAUGCAGAGGAUGGCGCUGGACAAGGUACAUCCACCAAUGACAAGGUGGCAUACGCGUCCCGGUUUUCGGUCGCUUGAUGGUUUCGUACAGGGGAGAGCAAGCGUCAUACCGGUGCCGCUGUGUUGCCAAACAUGCCGUUUUUCUCCUUUCCGUCCUGACUUGCUCGCAGUCGCGACAGCGGAGUUGUUUGGUAUUGCCGGUGGGGGACGUCUCCACGUUUUCUCGAUUCCAAAUGCUGCCUCUUCGCAGUCGCCCGAAGUCCACCAGAAGACAGACCCACCGUGGCAGCACACUUUUACCGUCCCCGGAGCAGCUGUUGCGGCACAGUACGAACUCGCCUCUUUUGGGACAAGCGAUGCAAUAACUGAUUGUGCAUGGUCCGAAAGCAAUGAGCAUAUCAUUGCAGCAGCGUGUGGAGAUGGAGUGACAAGGCUGUGGGAUUUUCGUAGCGAGAAACCAGAUUUUACGCGGCUACGUGGCAAUAACGCAGGGCCUUCCGACUGGCCUACUAGCGGCGCGGUCGAGCUCCGCGGGCACAGGGCUGAAGUAUGUGGAGUCGACUGGUCCACUCUAGAUCGCCAGCUUCUGUUAUCGUCUUCAUGGGAUGGCAGCGCAAUGCUAUGGGAUGUUCCACGCCUUGCUUGUGUAUGCGCUCUACCUCAUUUACAGUGCGUGUACGCAGCCACAUUCUCUCCCCGGAGACGGAAUGUCGUCGCAUCCGUCAGUGCUGACGGCCAUCUGCGUCUUUUCGACCUGAACUGCCCGCUACCAUAUAGCGCUGCGUCCGCUGUAGAUCAGGACAUCUUGGGAAGGUGCCGCGGAACACUCGUGUGUGAUCUAGAAGCACAUGGGGGAUGCGAGGCCCUCUGUCUUGAUUGGUCGAAGUACAACGAGAAUGAGGUUUUCACUGGAGGCUCUGACGGUAGUAUCCGACUCUGGGAUUUGCGUGUCAUGGCAAAAGGGCCACUCAUCAGUAGAACGAGGCUACACAAACUCGCUGUUCGUGACUUAAAAUGCAGUCCAUUUUCAGGUGACGUAUUGGCAACUGCUUCGUACGACACCAAUGUGAAAGUUAUAUCCCUCUCACGUCAUCUGCAGGAAGGGUCUAUAGAGAGAACAGAGGCACAGUGCAAUCGUGGGUCGAGUUUCUCGAAGGAGCAGUGUACCAUUACCCAAGAAAAGGCCUUCGGCCACCAUGCCGAGUUCGUCAUGGGCAUUGACUGGUCUCUCUUCCAGCCUAACCUUAUCGCUUCAGCCUCGUGGGACCGACACGUAUGUCUUUGGUCGCCACUCGGAAAUGAACAUCAGUACCCCCCCAUGAUCUGCCGACGUGCCAGGCAAUAA
Molecule: messenger RNA, 1353 nt
Organism: Neospora caninum
Lineage: Eukaryota; Apicomplexa; Conoidasida; Eucoccidiorida; Sarcocystidae
Product: putative peroxisome biogenesis factor 7
Exons: 1
Coding region: 1-1353 (450 amino acids)
Biological process (GO): protein import into peroxisome matrix
Cellular component (GO): cytosol; peroxisomal matrix
Molecular function (GO): protein binding
Source: RefSeq, a predicted model, not a curated record